Molecule: messenger RNA, 1320 nt
Organism: Ascochyta rabiei
Lineage: Eukaryota; Fungi; Ascomycota; Dothideomycetes; Pleosporales; Didymellaceae
Product: 26S proteasome regulatory subunit 7
Exons: 3
Coding region: 1-1320 (439 amino acids)
Biological process (GO): proteasome-mediated ubiquitin-dependent protein catabolic process
Cellular component (GO): proteasome regulatory particle, base subcomplex
Molecular function (GO): ATP hydrolysis activity; proteasome-activating activity; ATP binding
Source: RefSeq, a predicted model, not a curated record
AUGCCCAGCGCCACGGGCUCAAGCUGGGAGAAGUACCAGAAGAACUUCGCCGACGACGAGGUCGAGGAGAAGAAGAUCACACCCCUGACCGAUGAGGAUAUUCAGGUGUUGAAGACGUAUGGCGCGGCUCCCUAUGGCGCGGAGCUCAGGAAGCUUGAGAAGGAGAUCAAAGACAAGCAGCAGACAAUAAACGAGAAGAUUGGCGUCAAGGAAUCAGACACCGGACUAGCACCACCACAUCUCUGGGAUAUCGCCGCCGACCGGCAACGAAUGCAAGAAGAGCAGCCCCUGCAGGUCGCCCGUUGCACCAAGAUAAUACAAGACGACAAAGACGCGGAGAAGAGCAAAUAUGUCAUCAACGUCAAGCAGAUCGCCAAGUUUGUCGUCAAUCUCGGAGAGCGCGUCUCACCCACAGAUAUCGAGGAGGGCAUGCGAGUCGGUGUUGACCGCAACAAGUACCAGAUUCUGCUUCCUCUACCACCCAAGAUCGACCCCUCGGUCACGAUGAUGACGGUCGAAGACAAGCCCGAUGUCACGUAUGGAGACGUGGGAGGCUGCAAGGAGCAGAUUGAGAAGCUGCGGGAAGUCGUCGAGAUGCCUCUACUGUCGCCGGAACGCUUCGUCAACCUUGGUAUUGACCCGCCGAAGGGUGCUCUGCUCUACGGUCCUCCCGGUACCGGAAAGACGCUCUGUGCGCGAGCCGUUGCCAACCGCACAGACGCCACCUUCAUUCGUGUUAUCGGUUCAGAGCUGGUCCAGAAGUACGUUGGUGAGGGAGCCCGUAUGGUUCGAGAGCUAUUUGAGAUGGCACGGACAAAGAAGGCGUGCAUCAUCUUCUUUGACGAAAUUGAUGCCGUAGGUGGAGCACGUUUCGACGACGGCGCGGGAGGCGACAACGAAGUGCAGCGUACUAUGCUGGAGCUCAUCACACAACUCGAUGGGUUCGAUGCUCGCGGAAACAUCAAGGUCAUGUUCGCCACAAACAGGCCCUCCACACUCGACCCCGCGCUCAUGCGUCCCGGACGUAUCGACCGAAAGAUUGAGUUCUCCCUACCCGACAUGGAGGGCCGCGCCAACAUCCUCCGCAUCCACGCGAAGAGCAUGAGCGUCGAGCGCGACAUCCGUUGGGAGCUCAUCUCACGUCUGUGCCCGAACAGCACAGGUGCCGAGUUGAGGAGUGUAGCGACCGAGGCCGGUAUGUUCGCCGUGAGACAGCGCCGCAAAGUCGCGACGGAAAAGGACUUUCUCGCCGCUGUGGACAAGGUGAUUAAAGCCAACAUGAAGUUCAACAGCACUGCAGUGUACGCUCAGUACAAUUAA